Aureobasidium musti is the source of this 627-nucleotide messenger RNA. The record is from the annotation of a GenBank genome assembly. NCBI's taxonomy places the organism in Eukaryota, Fungi, Ascomycota, Dothideomycetes, Dothideales, Saccotheciaceae.
AUGGUUAACCCCUACGCAUCGACCGUCUCUGCCAACAGCAACUUUGAUGUGCAGCACGCCAUGGUCAACCCCUACUCGUCAGCCGCCCCUGCCGAAAACUACCUUGCUGUCCAGCAAGCCAUGGCCCAGCAGGCUCAGGGCUAUGAGCAACAGACCCACAGCUCUGCUGGUCAGGUCUUCAUGCCUGGCUACUACGCCCCCAACAGCACCAUGGAUGCCGCUCCUGAUCUCCUUGCCCCAGGAGACCACAACCAGCUGGUUGUAUUCGAUCCUAACACCCACGCGCACUCGAACGAUGAAUACCUUGCCCUUCAGCGAGGCUACGACCAGCUACAACAAUUCUACAGCCCGGCUGGCCAGCCCACUAUGCCUUACUCUUAUGGUUUCACUGGCCCCAUGGGUGUUGCUGCUUUUCCUCCCACUCAUGGACCUCCUGACCAGCUUGCUGCUGUCUCACUUCACCAGGCUCCAGUCGAAAGUGCCAACAAGAUCAAGAAUGCCGGCAAGUUGCCUCAGCACAAGCCAGGCAAGGAAUGCCCCGAGCAGAACGAAAAGUGCCACUGGCAUCAUACCGCGUGGUGCCACAGCAACCCGAAGACUUGCCCUCUUGCGCGUAAGUACUUUUAA